UGCAUCCUCAACCCCAACCUUCUCUCUCGAGACAACUCUCCUCUCUCCCAUCACUGUAACUCCUUUUUCCCCUUCCCUUGAUAACGCAAGGAUUCUUAAUCAAAGGUUUUAUUUUUCUUCCUUCAGCCUACCUUUCGGGAUUUGGGUCUCUGUUUUUUCCCCAUUUUGUUGGAUUUUUUUCGCUUGUUUUUUGUGGUGUUGAUCUUAUUGUUUCGAGUUUUUUUUUUUUUUUUUUUUUGGCUUUUUUGGUUGAUUUUGUUUCCUGGUGGAGGAGGGUCGGCGAUGUGUGGAGUAAUCUGGGAGCGUGAUUUUGGAUUUUGCCUUGGGUAUCUGCUUCGCUACUAGUCAUGUUUGAUUGGAACGACGAAGAGCUUAAUAAUAUAAUAUGGGGUGAUGACGGUGAGACAGACGACCAUAUUGUGCCUUUCAAGGAAAGAAGUGGACUACAACUUAACAGGAAGGAAUGGAGUGAAAAGUCCAAGUCACAUAAACCUGCUGAGCAGAAGACUCUUGCAGCUAAGAUUGACCUCCAUGGGAAAAAGGUGGCCAGUAGCUAUAAUGAUAGUGAGGAGAUUUCUAGCUCAGACUUCGGUUUGGACUCAUGGCCUGAGACAUCAGUAUCUUUAGACACAAGAGUUAAUCAAGAUUCCAGCGGGACUGAAGUUUCCAAUAGCUUAGCUGAGCCUGCCAAAUUUAGUUCAACAAGUGGUGAGAAGACAUCUGACCUUGGAAAGGGUCCUAAUAUUUUUCAUAACUCUGAUGAGAGUAAAGGGCAAAGUGAUUUUGUCGACUACAGCUGGGCUAACAUUGGUAGCUUCGAUGAUCUUGAUCGAAUGUUCAGCAAUGAUGUCCCUAUAUUUGGAGAUGGUAGUCUCAGCAGCGCUGAUGAGUUAUGGCCUUCUUCCAAAGAUGUAUCUAAUAGUCCACCAAAAUCGUUCCCGUCAAUUCUGGACUUCCAAAAUAUAGGAUUGGAUACUAAAACUGACUUUGAGCAGCAAGGUGACCAACCGUUGUCAUUGAGUGGAAAAACCGUUGAUCCUUCAUAUCAAAAUGUGCAAAAUGCAUGUCCAACAUCAAAGAUUGAACAGUACCCUGGGUAUAAGGGUCAAUCCACAGAUGAGGAGCAGGCAUAUCAGCAAAAGAAGCUGUUGAAGUUUUCAGCCAUGCCAGAGGGUUCUGAGACAAGAACAUUUCAAGAUGUGUAUGGUACUUGGUCUCCAUCCAGAAAUUCACCAGGACAGUUUGAAAAUCAGCUGACACCCUCUUCACUACGUUCUUCUUCUGUGGCUAUGAAUCCACAGAGAAAGCUUCAAGGCUCUGAGACUUCUCAGUACAUGCACAUGCCAAACCCAUACACGUCUGCUUCUGGUUUUGGGAAUCUUUCAAAUCCAUAUUCUGCUAUUCCUCUAGUCUCCACCAUCCAGUCUCCAGAUCCUACGACUCAGUUGCUGCAUCCUUCCUACAACAUUUCCCCUGUGAAUGCUAUCUCAGCAAACAAAGCAGGAGAUGCGUCUGCAAGACCUUUGACCAUGACGCCUCAGGAAAAACUUGAAAAGUUGAGACGUAGACAGCAAAUGCAGGCAAUGCUUGCCAUUCAGAGACAACAGCAACAGUUUCGUCAUCAGGUUCCUGGAGCUGAUCAACCCGUCGGCACUCAAGAUAAUCCGCUCCAUCUUGUCGACAAAACUUAUCUUGACGAGAUAGCUGCUCAGCCUUCUUUUGAUCCUAACUCACCUUUGGAACAGGAUGAUUCCAGUAACUGUGCUGUUGCUGCCGACAAUAGUUCUGCAGAAUUCUCAGUUCUUUAUCGGCUUCAGGAUGUUGUUGCCAAGUUGGACACGGGAAUAAGACUUUGCAUGCGGGAUAGCCUAUUCCGGUUGGCUGGGAGUGCAGUUAAGAGGCAUCAUGCUGGUGAUACAACCUGUACUAACAAAACUAGCUGCAAUGAACAAGAAUCUAUUUCCGUAGAAGAUGCUAGAAAAGGCAGUAGCUAUGCUGGGAUGCCAGACACGGAAACAGUGACCAAUCCCAUAGACCGAACUGUGGCCCAUCUGCUCUUUCACAGACAUUUUGAAGUGCCAAUGAAGAAUCUUGAGGGGCCAGAAUCACCUGUUUCCUCAAAGAUGGGUACCGAAAGAAAAGUGAGCUUUCCAAAAUGCAGCACUCCAGAGAGUUACAUAACUAAGCAGAAAGUUUCAGAGGAAGGACCUGCUGCAGGUACAUUGGCUUCAACGCAGCAGACGAAUCAGUUCGAAACAAGUCCUUCCGUUGACACUUCUGCGAAUACACUCAACUGCAGAUCCAGUUCUGUUGGUGGUGCUGAGCUUGAAGCUCUUCCAAAUGAAAAUGAAAAAAAAUUGUGAAACUCGGAAGGCCGAUUAGGAGGUUGUCAGAGAAUGGCUUGUGGAGGAUUCAGGUUUUUGAACAGUAAACGCCGGUACAAUGGGCUCAAGCAACUUCCCUCCCCUGUCUUCCAUGAAACACAACUCCUUUUAACUCAUUUCGAUUGAAGCUUGUGUCUAGAUACAAAUCUUACUUAUACCUAUACUUCUGUUUCAUGUUUGCUUUUUAGAUUCUCGGUUGUGUUACUGAAACCAAGAGGCUUAUGUAGGUAGUUAUCAAUAAGUCUUGGGUUAUCUGCAAAAUCUCGAAAACUUUUCAAUGAAUUGUUUGCUCGAUUCCUUUCUAAACCA
Molecule: messenger RNA, 2693 nt
Organism: Tarenaya hassleriana
Lineage: Eukaryota; Viridiplantae; Streptophyta; Magnoliopsida; Brassicales; Cleomaceae
Product: protein LNK2
Exons: 8
Coding region: 348-2363 (671 amino acids)
Biological process (GO): circadian rhythm; regulation of DNA-templated transcription
Source: RefSeq, a predicted model, not a curated record